Molecule: messenger RNA, 1883 nt
Organism: Telopea speciosissima
Lineage: Eukaryota; Viridiplantae; Streptophyta; Magnoliopsida; Proteales; Proteaceae
Exons: 11
Coding region: 86-1603 (505 amino acids)
Source: RefSeq, a predicted model, not a curated record
UUAAAAGUCCUUUUGUUUACGAAGUACAAACGCAGUAGCAAGAAAGCAAAAGUUUCUCCUUUCUUCCUCUUUUGGAGGGAGAGCAAUGGGGUCUUCUACCUCGGUGCUCCUGUUCGCUCUCUCGCUAUUGUUAUUUUUCUACCAUUCUUCAUCUGAACCUACGAAUUUCAAAGAGAUUCACCUUGGGGAUCCAGUGCUGGACCUGGCACCCUCUCUUCUUGAUGGAUAUUCAUCUACUCGUGGUGCUAAAGAUAUGGUCUCAUGCGGCCGUGUUCGAGUUGCUGGUCUUCCAAGGUGGAAAAUCAAGAGUUAUGCGAAUUCAGUUCGUGUCUCUGUGAUUCCUUCAGUGGUGAUACCUGAAAGCCUGUAUAGCAAAAUUGAGGUUUGUUCCCACUGGAAUUCUUCUCUUGGAUUAUGCCAAUGUGCUAAGGAUGAAUGGAAAUCCAUCCAGAAAGAGUUAUGGAGUGCUUCCAUGUCACCAUAUGAUGACAGAUAUGUUGAUGUAAAGUUCAAUGGUGGAGUUACAGGUUCUGUUACAGUUACUAUUGAAGAAGAGUUCCAUCAAUGGCGUCUCUUUUUUCUUGCUUUCGGAUUUAUUUUACUGCUACUAGCACCGGUGGUCAGUAAUUGGGUGCCAUUCUACUAUAGCAGCUCAAUGGCAAUUGGAGUCUUCCUUAUUAUUUUGAUCCUUCUGUUUCAGGGCAUGAAGUUACUACCAACCAGCAGGAAAAAUGUUUUCUACCUUGCUGUGUAUGGAUCAGUGCUCAGUUUUGGAUCUUUCCUAGUGCAUUACUUCUCAGUGCUGGUCAGUUCCAUUCUUGUGAGUUUUGGGCUUAGCCAAGAUAUGCAAAACCCUGUUUCUGUAUUCGUAUUAGUAGGAAUUGUCCUUGCAGGAGCAGCACUAGGGUACUGGAUUGUGCGGAAAUUUGUAAUUUCGGAAGAUGGAACCGUUGAUGUUGGUAUAGCUGAGUUUGUGAAGUGGGCAAUGCGCAUUAUGGCGAUGACAUCUGUUUUACUGAGCACACUUGAUACUCCUCUGGCACUGGUGGCAAUGGCUUCUUCUUGGGCUAUAUGUUUUAUUAUAUCUUCUUUCAAGUGGCGAGGUUCAACAUUGACGAAGCAGUCGCAUACUGGGAGUAGAGGCUUGUGGUCAGUAAGGGCUAAACACACACCUCCGAGUCACAAUCGUGCUGAAUUCCUUAGUAGGUCUGCUAAGAUGGACUCUCAAAGAGCAUUGUGGAAUAGCCCGAAGAGAGCAUUUGCUUGGUCUGAUUCUCCCACUAAAGGUUUGGUUUUAUCAAACACUGUUAAGGGAGCAUCAAGCCAGCAGGACCGGGACUACUAUUCAACCUUCCACAGUGUGCCAACCCGUAAGAGGUUUUCAAAGAAGGAAUAUGAAGAUUUUACGAGUGAAUCUACUAAGCAUGCCAUUAACGAGUUGGCAUCCUCACCCGACUUCACUAAUUGGAUUGUUGAAAAUGCUAGCCGAAUACAACUCCUUCCAGAUGACAGCUCAGAUGACAGCAUGGAGAGUGGAUCAGGUUCUUCAGAAGAGACUGUUGUAGAGGGUGGCAAUGGGCUUAACCUCUUCAAGUGGUACUAACCUGAGGAUUAACUAUGUUGUUAGCAUUGAUUGGUUGGUUCCCUUGGAGGAAAAUGAGAUUAUUAUCAUUGGGAGCUCUCUUGUUGGACAUAAAGUAAUUAUUCCUUGGUUACUCACUGGAAUAGGCUAAAAUCACUGGUGGCUUCCUCUGAGAUGAUCUUAUCUUUGUGUAGCAGUUGUUGCAGUUUAGAAUACUGACCCCUUCUCAAUUUCUUAGCUGAUGGAUAUAAUUUGUCAUAUCAUGUUACUAACAGCCGGCGUCAUCUGGCAAUUUUGUAAA